CCAACACACGUGUUCUACGAACCUGUUUUAAGUUAGUUUUAAGUUGGUCUCGAGCGACCGGUAAACACACCGCGUGCUCACAGUGCAACUCUGUAGUCUGUAAAUCGAGAUCGUGAAUCUAACGGAGCGUCUAACCAACACCAGUUUUGAGAAUUCUUCAAGGACGUGGUCACAAAAACGAUAUUUUAAAAAUGGCGGAAGUUAUCAUAGAUAUACCAAAACAAAUAGACGAUGAAUUGAAGAAUGAAAUGAUUACGUCAACAGUAUCAUCCGAAGAUGAGACUACUCGUAUUGAUCUUCAAGCAGCUGUGAUCGAGGUUUCGGAUUCACCACAAAUUAAUGGAAAAAUGGUAACAGCCAAUUAUGCUGAUAUUGUACAAAGCAUGCGAGAUACAUUUUUUAGUGGUAAAACAAGACCAUUGGCAUGGAGAAUAAAGCAAUUAAGACAAAUGAUUAGAAUGAUGGAGGAGUGCACACCUAAAUUUUUAUCCGCAUUGGCAACAGAUUUAAGACGGAGUAAAUUUGAGUCUAUGAUUUUAGAAAUUAAUUAUACUAUACAAGAUAUUAAGCACAUGAUUUAUAACAUAAAAGAUUGGGCUGCUCCAGAAAAGCCUGCUAAAGCAAUAGUGAAUAUACUCGAUGGCGUUGAAAUACAGAAAGAUCCUUAUGGUGUUGUUCUCAUCAUAGGAGCAUGGAAUUAUCCAGUACAAUUGAUCUUGGCACCUUUGAUUGGUGCUAUAGCAGCUGGAAAUUGUGUUAUUAUUAAACCCUCGGAAAUUGCACAAGCUACUGCUAAUCUUUUGGCAGAAAUAAUUCCAAAAUAUUUAGAUACAGAGUGUUACCGCGUUAUAACAGGAGGUGUAGCAGAAACGACUGAACUACUUAAACAAAGAUUUGAUUAUAUAUUUUAUACUGGUUCUACUAACGUUGGUAAAAUAGUUCGUGAAGCAUCUAGCAAAUACUUGACGCCUGUUACUUUAGAAUUAGGUGGUAAAAGUCCUGUUUACAUAGAUAAUUCGGCAGACGUAUGUAUAGCCGCAAAGAGAAUAUUAUGGGGGAAGUUCAUCAAUGUUGGACAAACUUGUAUUGCACCUGACUACGUAUUGUGUUCCACGGAAGUUCAAAAUAAAUUUUUGGAAGAAGCUAGAAAGAUCUUGAAAGAGUGGUAUGGAGAUAAUCCUAAAGAAAGUCCUGAUUUUUGUCGUAUUAUUAAUGAAAAUCAUUUGCAGCGUUUAAAGAAUUAUUUAUCAGGCAAUGGAAAAGUAGCAAUAGGUGGUGACUACGAUCUCGCAGAAAAGUAUAUUUCUCCAACAGUACUUAUCGAUGUAAGGUCUACUGAUCCAGUUAUGCAAGAUGAAAUUUUUGGACCGAUUUUGCCAAUUAUUAAUGUUGAUAAUGCUUACGAAGCUAUUCGUUUUAUUAACAGUCGGGAGAAGCCAUUAGCAAUGUAUAUAUUUAGCGCAAAUAAGGAAAAUAUAUCUAUGAUUCUUGCCAAUACUUCUAGUGGUGGUGUUGGUGUUAAUGAAAUAAUGUUGCACGCAGCAGUUGACACAUUACCGUUCGGUGGAGUCGGUAAUUCAGGUAUGGGUGCUUAUCAUGGAAAAUACAGUUUUGAUACAUUUGUGCAUAAAAAGGGAUGUCUUAUUAAAAAUUUCAACAUUAUUGGGGAAAAGUUGGCAUCAUGUCGUUAUCCACCUUACACUGAUAGAAAAUUAAGUUUACUGCAAAUGUUGGUGGCCAAAAGACCCGACGUACCAGGAAUAAAGUAUUUGCCGCAUUUGAUAAUGUUUGGACUAGGUGUACUCGCUACUUUUGGUGUCAAAGCUGCUCUUAAGGUACAAAAGACAGCUAGAGCUUAAUUACAUUUUAUUAUACGUUUACACGCAAUAUACAUUGUAAAUUAAGCUAGACACUAAAUGUUUAUACACUUAAUGUUGAUUUUUUUAAUUAUUUAAUCAUACGUUAAUCAUUUUAUUAUUUGUUCUCAAUAUAUUGCUUAAUCCUACAUUAACACGUUCCCUGCCGCGUGGGGCGUAUGCGCCCCUCGCUGAACUUUCCGUUCAAGCCAUUUGGUAAGGCAUACGUCAGAAACAAAAUAAUACAAUUGUAAAGCAUGGGGCGCAUAUGGUCUGAACGGGAAGUCUCCAAAAAACGGUAUGUCAGGGAAUGUGUUAAAAUUAAAUUUGAUAUUGCGAUCAAUAUUCACACAGAAGAUUUUUAUA
This is a messenger RNA of Polistes canadensis, 2222 nucleotides long. It is a transcript of the gene Aldh-III, whose product is annotated as aldehyde dehydrogenase, dimeric NADP-preferring. Lineage: Eukaryota; Metazoa; Arthropoda; Insecta; Hymenoptera; Vespidae. Gene Ontology annotation, molecular function: aldehyde dehydrogenase (NAD+) activity. The record is from RefSeq and is a predicted model, not a curated record. The transcript is spliced from 12 exons. Gene Ontology annotation, biological process: aldehyde metabolic process. Bases 192 to 1859 code for a protein of 555 amino acids. Gene Ontology annotation, cellular component: cytoplasm.